GACGGCACCUCGUACGACCAGAUCUUCUCUCCUCCAUCUCUUCUAGUCAGACAACCUUGCAACUCCCGCUGUCAUCAACCCGGGCGGGCGACCUAGCUUUAUCGUAUCCGAGCUCCGUGGAAAAUAUCAUAUCAAGAACGAGAGCGACAGGCACUUGGCUGAAUAUAUCUAGGAAAAAACCAAAGCAGCGCAAAAGAACUGGCCUUAGAAGAGAUUCUUUAAUACGUUAGCUCUAUCAGUUGCUUCUAUCAAACUAGACAAUCUCGGACAGAGAUCAUUGCUGGCUGGGAGUAUCAGUGGCUGGCAGAUAGCCGUGUACAGACAUCUCUGCCUGACACCAGGAAAGCGAAAAAAAAGAUAAGAAAAUGAAGAAAGUCAUCCGCUAUCUCCAAGACCAAGCACUCGAAGCUUCGCAGCAGAAGUAUUCCGGCGCUGCAUAUCUUUCCCCCACGACCAGAGAACCUCAACAGCGGGUCAAACACCACAGCCCGUCGUAUUACAAGGAGCAGCACACUUCCCACCAUCAAUCACGCUCUGCGCACCCUAGCUUAGCUGCGCACAGCUUUCCCGCUCACACAGCAGCCGGGACUGGACCUCCAAGAUCGAGCAGACAGGGAUCACCGCACAUCGCGGACAAGAUCCACCGCGAUAUUACACGGCACCAAUAUGCCUUAGAUAACAUCCUCCAGUCCUACGAGUUAUAUGUUCCCGAACUCGAUCACUCGCACCUUGCCGAUCCCAGCGGGAAAAAGUACUGGAUUGUUUACGUCCAUGGCGGGUACUUUCGUGAUCCGACAGUCACGUCUUCAUCCUUCUACCCAGCUCUUGACCAUUUAGUGUCUGAGAAGGCGAAUGGCCGCCACUACCACCAUAAUCCAUUUAAACAUGACGAGCACGUACCGGCAGUUGCGCCGUACAUCGCAGGUUACGUGUCAUUGAACUAUCGUCUCUCUCCUCAUCCAGACAAGGCGCCUCAAGAUCCAUCCAAAACGCCAGCGUACGAGCUCCGCAAUGCCAAAUGGCCGGAUCAUGUCCACGACGUACUCACCGCGAUUGCACAUCUACAGAACAAAUACGGCUUUGGGGAUCAGUACCUGCUCGUGGGACACAGUGUGGGCGCCACGAUGGCCGUGCUGAGCACCAUUGCGGCACACCGAUCGUUCUCAAAAGGAAACCCCGCCGACCUACCAAAGAUCGAACCGCCCAUGGCUGUGCUUGGUGUUUCAGGCAUCUAUGAUUUCCCGCUCCUCCAUGAAUCAUUCGCCGACUAUAUCGGGAUGACGAGGAAUGCUAUACCAGAUGAGGCUGACGAUGUGCUGGCCAGCCCCGCUAGGUAUGAUGCAAAGGACUACGUGGAUGCCUGGGCGGCUACGGGGAAAAAGAAGAGAGUUUUGGUUAUUGCACACUCCAAGGACGAUGGGUGGGUGGAUUGGAAGCAGGUUGAGGCGAUGCAGAAGGUCUUUGCGGGCAGUGGAUCGGUGAUCGAUUGCGAAGUUUCCGAGUUGAAGGGCCAACAUAACGAUAUCUGGGAGAAAGGGGCGGAGUUGGCAAGGGCCAUUGCUCAGGCGGUGCAUAUAAUGCGAGGUCUAGAGGGAGAUGGACAGUGAACGGCCAAGGAACCCCCAAAAUUGACACGAAAGCCAUGUGUAGUUUGAUACCCCUUUUGCAAGGACUACGGGAUGCCAGAUUGAACAUGACGGACUUAGCCAUAUGCAGGAUCAUAGUAAUAAUGAAAAGCAAC
Cladophialophora immunda is the source of this 1741-nucleotide messenger RNA. RefSeq lists its product as uncharacterized. Bases 366 to 1607 code for a protein of 413 amino acids. The transcript has 2 exons. The record is from RefSeq and is a predicted model, not a curated record. NCBI's taxonomy places the organism in Eukaryota, Fungi, Ascomycota, Eurotiomycetes, Chaetothyriales, Herpotrichiellaceae. Gene Ontology annotation, molecular function: arylformamidase activity.